This is a messenger RNA of Hippoglossus stenolepis (Pacific halibut), 3956 nucleotides long. RefSeq names its product nucleotide-binding oligomerization domain containing 1 (gene nod1). The record is from RefSeq and is a predicted model, not a curated record. Gene Ontology annotation, molecular function: protein binding. The coding region runs from base 338 to 3157 and encodes 939 amino acids. The transcript is spliced from 12 exons. Gene Ontology annotation, biological process: regulation of apoptotic process. NCBI's taxonomy places the organism in Eukaryota, Metazoa, Chordata, Actinopteri, Pleuronectiformes, Pleuronectidae.
GAACUCUUGGGUUUCUCUUUGAAAUUGAAUUGAUUAAUAUCAUGUCAUUAAACGGUAGAGAAAGACCUGGCAUGUGUAUCAAAUUUCCGUGGGCACGUGAACGCCUCACACACAGGCAGUGAGAUAGUUCAGAGAAAUGAGGCGUUGCUGCUGAAUUCUUUCACUUCCUCUCUCACUGAGUCUGUUCUCACACUGAGUUUGUGCUGAGGAACAGCUCGUCUCUGCUGUCGGUGAAGUCCACAUGAGUAGUGGGCGAAUACAACUUUUAUUUUGAAGAGCCGUGUUUACAGAGCUGGUGCUGGGGACGCUGUCGUGAAGUGACCGUUCUGCAGUAAAUAUGGAUCAGAGAGAAGAAGCCAGAUGCCUGAACAUCCUCACCUUACACAGAGAGCUGCUGGUGUCGAGGCUGAGGAGCCUCCAGUGCAUCCUGGACAACCUGCUGGCUUGUGGCUUCCUCUGUGAAGAAGAUGUUGAGAUCGUACAACAAACUGUCACCAAGACGGAUCAGGUGCGCAAAAUCUUGGAGCUAGUCCAGUGCAAAGGGGAGGAGGCCUGUGAAUACUUUCUUUUCAUCAUAUACAAAGUGUGUGAUGCAUACAUAGACCUGCAGCCAUGGCUGGAAGAGAUCAACUUCAAACCGAGCAGUGACAUAAUGCUGAUGAGUGUGGAGAACACAGAUCCCAUCAGCAGGUAUAGCGCAAAGUUGAGGCAGGAAAUGAGCCGGGACACCUGCUUCAUCAUGUCAUACGGCCAGCAAGACGAGACCCGUCUGGAGGAACUCUACACUGACUCUCUGAUGGAACUGUUGAAAGACAACAAUGAAAGUCUGGGCUUCGUGGAGAGUCUGGACCAGCUGCUCGGAGACCACAGCAUCUUUAAUCCUCAAGGUGAAAUCAUCUAUGUGAUUGGGGACGCUGGAGUGGGAAAAUCCCUCCUCCUUCAGAAGCUCCAGAACCUCUGGUCCAAGAAACAGCUGCAGACAGACGCCAUCUUCUUCUUUAAGUUCCGCUGUAGGAUGUUCAGCAUUUUUAAGGAAACAGAACAGAUCUCCCUCAGAGACCUCUUGUUCAAACACAACUGUCAUCCAGAUCUGGAUCCAGAUAAUGAGGUGUUUGAUUACAUCCUGCGCUUCCCUGAAAAGGUUAUUUUUACAUUUGAUGGCUACGAUGAGAUUCAGGAGAAUCUGGACCUGAUGAAUGUCCCUGAAGUGGUGUCGCCAGAGGACAAGGCACAUCCCCUCCAGCUGCUGAUCACCUUGCUCUCCGGGAAACUGCUCAAAAACUCCCAGAAGAUUCUGACGGCUCGGACAGGGAUUGAGCUCCAGAGCAGGGUGAUCAGAAAGAAGAUGGUUCUGCGGGGGUUCUCUCCAACUCAUAUGAAGUCCUACAUUAAUUUGCACUUUAAGGAGCAGGAACACAGAAAGCUGGUGUCAGAUCAGCUGGAUGCUAGCCCCCACCUCUGUGGCCUGUGCUCCACUCCGCUCUUCUGCUGGAUUCUAUUCAAGAGCUUUAGCCACCUGCACACCAUGCAUGAUAGCUUUCAUAUGCCUGACUCCUGCAUCACACUCACCGACAUCUUUCUUCUGCUGUCCGAGGUGUUCUUUAGCCGCUCAACCUCACCCGCUCCGUCUCUGCUGAAGAAAAGCAGCCGGUGUGCCUCAGAGACAUUCAAAUUAGGGCUUAGGCCCCUUGCUGCAUUUGCCAAGCUGGCACUUCAGGGUAUGGAGAGAGGCACCUUCAUUUGUAACCGAGAUGAGAUCGCUGCGUGCGGUCUCAGAGAGGAGGACCUGCCCCUCGGCUUUCUCCGACCUGUCAGUGACUGUGAAGCCAGCGGAAGCCCUGCUGACUUUGAAUUCCUCCACAUCACCCUCCAGUCUUUCUUGGCGGCAUUUGCGCUUUUGUUGGACGAGGAGGCUGCUGCAGACUCCAUUCUCAAGUUCUUCACAGAGUGCAGCAGGAAAAGGGAACCAUCCUGUCUGCUGUUUAACUUAUGUAUCACUGGCUCCUCAAAACACAGACAAAAGAAACCAUUUGCAACCAAUGAGCACCUUCAGUUCACAAAUCUCUUCUUGUGUGGACUGCUCUCUAAAGCUCACACUGGCCUGAUGGAGCAUCUGGUGUCUCCUGGGCUACUCAAGAAAAAACAGGCCGUGCUAAAAUCUUACCUGUCCACUGGUGUUAAGUCCCACCUCCGUGGUUUACCCCACUACACUGGCGAGGAAGGCAAGAAACUCCAUGUUAUGCCCAACUUCCUGUGGAUGCUGAGGUGCAUCUUUGAGACGGGGAGCAAAGAAAUCGCUCAACUGACAGCGAAAGGCAUCACAGCGAAUUCUAUCAAGCUGGGUUACUGCAACGUCUACUCGGGUGACUGCACCGCCCUCAACUUCGUACUGCAACACCGUCAGAGGCUCCUGGGCAUUGACAUGGAUAACAACAACAUCGGUGACUAUGGGGUGAAGCAGCUGAGGCCUUCGUUCUGUAAGAUGACAGUAGUGAGAUUGUGCGUCAAUCACCUGUCAGACAGCAGCAUUGAGGUGCUUGCAGAGGAGCUGUGUAAGCACAAGGUUGUGGAGGUCUUGGGACUUUACAAAAAUCACAUCACAGACAUUGGAGCCAAGCUGGUUGCUAAGAUAAUUGAGGAAUGUCCAAAGUUGCGAGUUCUCAAGAUCGGUGAAAACAAGAUCACUAGUGUUGGUGGGAGAUAUCUGGCCAGUGCAAUUCAGAAGAGCUCUUCAAUAUUUGAUGUUGGAAUGUGGGGGAACAGCAUCGGAGAUGAAGGGGCAGCAGCGUUCGCAGAAGCUUUGAGGCACCACCCAAAUCUUACCAACCUCAGUCUCUCAGCCAAUGGCAUCACAACAGAAGGUGGGAGGGUUUUGACGGAGGCUCUGAAAGAGAACAGCGCCCUCAGGAUAUUCUGGUUGACGCAGAACGAGUUGACUGACGAUGCAGCUCCAUACUUUGCUGAGUUGGUUAAAGUUAACACAGGUUUAAUACACCUCUGGUUAGUCAACAACCAGUUCACUGUGAAUGGGAUCAAACACCUCGCCGAGGCCCUCGCUCACAACUCGGUGCUCGAUGAGAUAGUUGUGAAAGGAAACCAGGUCUCUGCAGAGGAAGAGGAACAGUUUAACGGGGAGAAGAGGCUGCGCUUCCACUGAGGAGCCAAUCGUGUGAGACGAGCACAUGUUGAGUAAUCUAUGUACGGGGAGUGAAGUUGUUGUGUUCACUGUGUGCAUGCACAGUAUUAGCAUUAGCAAACUGUUGAGGUAUGGUGUUAUACUUAAUGCUUUCACCUGACUGUGGGCACAAAGUUACAUUAUUUACUUGCAAAUAUUAUAUCAAGUAAUCAUCAUUAUUGAUGAAUCUUAAAGGGCCCAUAUUUUGCACCUUUCUGGGAUUUAAUUUGAGGUAUUAGUACCCCUAAGAUGAUAUAUCAGUGGUUUAAAGUCGGAAAAACUGCUGCAAUGUGUAUUUUCAUGUCCUUUCUUCUGCCUCUCUCUGGAGCUGCAGACAGAACAGGCUGUUUUCGCCUGCCUCUUGAGCCCCUCCUCUGAUUGGCUGACUGCACUUAUCGCCGGUCUCAUUCUGCCGUAUUCCCUCUGGUAAACACAGCUGAAAGACACGUUAUGUUUGCAGCUAUAGAAGACCAGUCACAUAUUUACAGUCGGUUAUAACAGGAUGUUUCUGAACGGUAAGUUACACUGUCCUCAUAUUUGUUCAAGUUUUAGCAGGACAGUCGGCCAAUGUAGGAGUAACGUCCCGAGUUACAGUACGGAGUUUCACAACGGAGUUUCAAUACAAAGUAACGUCCAGCGACACGGCCCAUCAGAAGAAUGGUGGUGGUGGUGGUGGCGGUGUUGAGCGGGGGUGGUGGGUUCGGAGGCUGGACUGGUACCGGCUGGGUGGGGCUGAGAGACGAGUGCGAUCCCGAAUGACAUCAUACGGGGGAGGAAGUAC